This is a messenger RNA of Neurospora hispaniola, 339 nucleotides long. RefSeq lists its product as uncharacterized. The transcript is spliced from 2 exons. Lineage: Eukaryota; Fungi; Ascomycota; Sordariomycetes; Sordariales; Sordariaceae. The record is from RefSeq and is a predicted model, not a curated record. The coding region runs from base 1 to 339 and encodes 112 amino acids.
AUGAACAACACGAGAGAGCUUCCUCUUAUCUCUACCCACUUGGACAAUACUUUGGCUCUCAAGUUCAUCCCUGUUGUUGAGCUACAGGAGACCUUCGCCAACUUUGAACAGUGGAAGCACUCUAUUCGGUUCUACCUCCGGUACCAUGGGCUUCUCCACUUCAUUGAGGGCCACCAAGAAAGCCAACAAGAAAGCCAACUUUCCGACGACGAGUAUCGCCAGCGUCGCUGCUUUGUAACCACGAACAUGAUCCGAGGCAGCUCUGGAACAUUCUUCAAAGCCGCCGCGAUUCUAUUCGGAACCCUCAAAUUACAAGACGAUGAAGGUCCAAGGUUAUGA